CCUGUAACCAACACAUUCACUAUGUCGAGCCCAUACAACCGCGGGGGUAGCGGGCCUGGACAGGGGUCCAGUCCAGGCUUUCCUGCAGACCAUCCUCUACAUUUUGGCAGUCCAAUGCGGCCUGGACCAUUCUCAUCCGCAAGUGGACUACCAGGACCAGGACCUAGGGCUCUGCCACCGCUUAGUGGUUUCGCGCAUCUCUACCCUCCCGCCAUCCCAGACGGCGGCAGCACGGUAUCGGGUCCUAAUACUAUGGGUGGCCAGUACGGAGGAGGCGCAUUCAUCCGUAAUACCCAAUCUGACUGGCCCAUGGAAUCUCAUGGCGCCACAGCCUCGGAGCGCCGAUCGUUGAUGUCGUCCUCCCCAAGACCUAAUGCGGCCUCUACCGGAGCCUCGUCCGGGAGUAGUAGAUACUGGGAGGCCAGGAACCCACAGCUACAACCGCACUCGCGUGCAUACGAGCAUCUAUACCGGCCUGCACUCUACGAUGGUCUCGGACCACAAGCUCAGGUUGAAGCGGCAAGGCAUUUCACGCCAUCAUAUCUUCGGGGCUCCACAUACGCAAAGAGGUUGGAUGAAUCACACAAGGCCAAGCUGGCAGCGCUGAAGGAAAGCUCCAGCAAUGCCGCCAUGUCCAAGCAUGGUGGCGGUCCCGUACCCGGCACCACCAACGGCAGCAUAUUGAGACCAGGCGGCAGGGGCGGGCCUGGGGUUACUGGUUUCGGCCCUGGUGCGCCGGGUGAUCCCGGCCUUGCAUAUCACAGCGAUCAAAUUAAUAAGAGCAGGCCACCUUCGCACCUCGGUAUUGCAUACAACGUCACCGAAAGGCCUUCGGUACCGCCUGAAGAAACAGACGGCAUAAACCCCUUACCUACAGAGUGGAAUGGCAAUGACAAAUACGGCAACCUUGAGGUCGUGGCGGACGGCUGUGAAGUCAAGCUCUCGGGUCUUAGGGUGUCUCCCGAUCGAGAACGCGACCACGAGGCUUUUGCUAUCCGGGCAGAUCACUACAUGCCGCCAGAGUGUGGUAUCUACUAUUUCGAAGUGACGAUAUUGGCCAGCAAGAGAGAGGAAUGCACGAUAGCCGUAGGCUUCUCUGGAAAACACGUAUCGAUGGCCAGAGCACCGGGGUGGGAGCCAGAAUCAUGGGGUUACCAUGGAGACGACGGCCGGUCCUUUGCAACUUCAAACGUGGGAAAGGACUAUGGCCCGAAAUAUGGCACUGGUGAUGUCAUUGGCUGCGGUGUAAACUUCAGGACGGGAACCGCCUUCUUUACCAAAAACGGUCAAAAUCUGGGUACCGCGUUUCGCGAUAUCAAGGGCAAGCUGUACCCCGUCGUGGGCCUCAGGAAGACAGGUGAUCACAUCAGGACAAACUUUGGGCAAGAGCCAUUCGUCUUUGCGAUCGAUGUGUUGAUGGAGAGCGAGAGGAAAAGGAUAAGAGAGGAAAUCGAGCUUGCCAAACCGGCAGAGAUUUCAGGCAUGGGAGAGACCGAGUUCAUCCAGCAGUUGGUUAUACAGUUUUUACAGCACGACGGGUACAUUGAGAGUGCGCGUGCAUUCAACCAGGAGACACGUGCCGAAAAGAACGCUCUUGCACUAAAGUCCGAAGACGCCGUUGAGAUUACAGACAUUGCGGAUGAUGAAGACGCAAUCAACCGGCAACGCAUCCGAAAGGCCAUAUUAGAAGGUGACAUUGAUCGAGCCUUGAAGUACACAAAAGCAUAUUACCCUGAUGUGCUCACGGAUAACGAAAAUGUAUACUUUCGCCUGAAGUGCCGAAAGUUCAUCGAGAUGGUUCUGAAGGAGGCGACGCAAAGACUCGAGGCCGAGAAGAGAUACAGCAACGGCAGCAGCAACGGCGUUUCUGAUCACCAGGACACGGACAUGGAUGAUGGGGCCGCCCUAGGAACGGAGGAUGAAGACAUGGACGGUGAAGACGGUACCGAGAAUGCCAGUGGCGUUCCAAAGACGGUUGCAUAUGGCCAACAACUGCAGGCGGAGUUCAAGGAUGAUCCGAGGCGGGAGGUCACGAAGACGCUCGAGGAGAUAUUCGCCUUGGUGGCUUACAAAGACCCAUUGCAGUCAAAGGAAAUGGCGCACUUGCUUGAUAAGAAGGGCAGGGUUUCAGUUGCUGAGGAACUGAACUCGGCCAUUUUGUUAUCUCUGGGCAAGCAUGAGCGCGCGGCUCUUGAGACCUUGUGGGCUCAAACGACAGUACUCCUAGAGGACAUUAGGGAAGACGGCGGACCAGGCGCAUUCGUGGCGAUAUCGGACUACACCGACCAGAUUCCAGCGAACCCUUAA
Messenger RNA from Pyricularia pennisetigena, 2307 nucleotides. RefSeq lists its product as uncharacterized. The transcript is spliced from 4 exons. Bases 22 to 2307 code for a protein of 761 amino acids. Gene Ontology annotation, cellular component: cytoplasm. Gene Ontology annotation, molecular function: protein binding. Gene Ontology annotation, biological process: cell surface receptor signaling pathway; cytoskeleton organization. Lineage: Eukaryota; Fungi; Ascomycota; Sordariomycetes; Magnaporthales; Pyriculariaceae. The record is from RefSeq and is a predicted model, not a curated record.